Humulus lupulus (European hop) is the source of this 1251-nucleotide messenger RNA. Its product is annotated as protein S40-7-like. The transcript has a single exon. Lineage: Eukaryota; Viridiplantae; Streptophyta; Magnoliopsida; Rosales; Cannabaceae. The coding region runs from base 39 to 677 and encodes 212 amino acids. The record is from RefSeq and is a predicted model, not a curated record.
CUAUUUUUGCUACAUGGCUCUAUGUAUAGGCAGCAAUCAUGGAAAAUGGGUAUGGUUUGUUCUGGCAGAGCAGUGGGGUAUGGAGAGCUUUGAGGGAUGGAGAUUUUGAAGAAGAAGAUGUUUGGUCUGUUCUCAAAGAAAGAACAAAUUCUAGUUCCAAGACCAAUAACAGAUCCAGCAGGGAGUCUGCUUUGUCUGUUCCAAGGCAUGUUCCAACUGCUGCAAGAAUGAUUCCCAAAGCUAUCAGAGGAGGAUUUGAAAGUAGCAACAGUAGUAUUAACUCCUCUCAUGAAGGUAGAAUAAUGCAACAAUCAGCACCUGUCAGCAUUCCCAAUUGGCCAAAUAGUUACAGGCACAAGUCAAAGAAGGCCUCUAGGAAUGCUUCAUGGUAUGAUGAUGAUCAUCAUCAUGAUGGUGGCGACGACGAUGAACUUGUUAACGACAAAAGGGAUGGUGAAGAUCAUGAAGAAGAAGAUGAUUACAACGAUGAUGACGACAAUGAUUACGUUGGUGAUUAUGAUUGCAAGGUACCUCCACAUGAAUUCAUUUCUAGGAGGCUUGCAAGAAGUCAAAUAUCUUCUUUUUCUGUAUUUGAAGGAGUUGGUAGGACCUUAAAAGGGAGAGACCUUAGCAAUGUAAGGAAUGCUAUGCUAACAAAGAUCGGCUUCAUUGAAUGAUUACUUGUAAAGAAUUCCUAAAUAAUGGUGGCAAGUGUUUCUCCGAAUGUCAAAUUGCCAUGUACAAAGGCUUGUGGUGUUAGGAAAUUAGCUUAGAAAUUUGGUCUCAUAAUCUUUUGUUUCUAGUUCUUGUUUAGGAUGUGAGGAUUUAAAAAAAAUCAAAUUUAGUUUUGUCUAAAAAAAAAAGUGUAAAGGCCAAAGAUUUGAUCUAUUCAGCUAUUGUUUUGAGAGGCUUGACCGCCCUCAAUGAUAUCAAUGAUAAGCAUCUGAGAAAUUUAGCAGUUAAUGAAGGUCCCAAUAAGCAAUAUAUAUAAAUAUAUAUAUUUUUUUCAGAAUAGAUGUUAUUUAUUAUUACUAUCUUUAACGUAUAUACUGCUUAAAAAAAAAUUCAAUAACUUGUUUCAUCUGUUUCAAACAUCAAUAAUUUCAGGAGAAUGAUACUCAUAUCAGCUUCUUCGGUCCAUUAAAGUCACAACUCACAAGUACACUGAACAACACACUAUGAGCCACCUGCGUAUGGGUUAAGCCCUUUUUUACAAGAAUACUAUUUUGACUGUUUUUUUAGGCUGUUACA